UCUCUGUUAACCGUAGGGAUGUUCAUGAUUCCGAUCUAACCUGUUAUUCGGUCUGCAUCCAUCCAUUGAUAUCCCUCAUUAACCAAUGACCACAUCAUUUAUCAGGACAUUUUAAUGUCAAAACAGGGUUAAUUUAGCAACGGAAACUCAAUAUUCAGAAAACGAGUGCGUUUCUGAAAACCUAGUAGCUCUCUCGUUUCAUCUCUUGUUCAGCUUCCCUGUCGUGGUCACAAGCACCACUAUUCUCCAUUUCUAGGCUCUAGCACUGCCCAGAAACUUGAAGUGUUUCUCACCAUCUUCACCAUCGCCGUUUGAAAGAAUCAGAAAUCUCCCCAUUAUGAACUUGGCUGCUCGAUUCGGCCACCGUCUCUCGAAUGCUCUGGGCAGUUCGUCGAGACCCAUCUUCCCCAGAUUGGUGCAGCAGUUCUCCUCCCUUCCUGCCAAGGACAUUGAUGAAGAAGAAGAGGUCUACGACCAGAGGAAGCUCCCAGCUGACUAUGACCCUGCGACCUUCGACCCUACCGAGCACCGGAGCCCUCCAACCGACCGAGUCUUCCGCCUGGUCGACGAGGUAUCCUCGCUAACCCUCCUCGAAGUCGCCGAGCUGUCGGACAUCGUAAUGGCCAAGCUCGGAAUGAAGGAGAAACCUGUCAUCGCCGUGAUGAAAGCAGGGACGACCGCCCCGUCGAUGGCAGCAGUGAAGGGGGCGGGCGCCGCUGCGGAGGAGAAGAAGACGGAGAAGACGGUAUUCGAAGUGAGGCUGGACGGAUAUGACGCGGCUGCGAAGAUCAAGAUUAUUAAAGAGGUUCGGAGUUUUACCGAAUUGGGGUUGAAGGAAGCCAAGGAUUUGGUGGAGAAGACGCCGGCAGUAAUCAAGAAGGGAGUGUCCAAGGAGGAAGGGGAGAAAAUUGUGGAGAAAUUGAAGGCUUUGGGGGCAAAAGUUGCCAUGGAAUAAGCUAAGCUUUCUUGUGUAGUCAUGUAAGCUUUUCCCCAAAUUUUUUCUGUCACGUCCUUUUAGUUCUCUUCCCUUUUCUCUCAUGAGGGUGCAUCAGUCUGAUGUAGUUUACAAAAUUUGUUGAAAUUUCCAAGUGCCAUCUUGACCUUUUUGUUUCGUUCUAUAUAUGAAAGGAGAAGGAUACAUGUUUGGCGGGAUGAUUUUGUUUCAUAUGUUUGAUAUCCUUGAGCAAUGGCAUAAGAGUUUUGAAUAUUA
Molecule: messenger RNA, 1210 nt
Organism: Nymphaea colorata (pocket water lily)
Lineage: Eukaryota; Viridiplantae; Streptophyta; Magnoliopsida; Nymphaeales; Nymphaeaceae
Exons: 1
Coding region: 338-955 (205 amino acids)
Biological process (GO): translation
Cellular component (GO): ribosome
Molecular function (GO): structural constituent of ribosome
Source: RefSeq, a predicted model, not a curated record